CCUGGCAGGCGUAGGAGUCCACCGGACAUGGCCCACGGUGCCGUACUGGCCUGGGCCUGGGCCCUGGCUCUGGGAGCGGUCCCACCGAUCCAAGCAGGCUGUGCCGAGCUCGGUCGCUGCUGUCCGGGCCGGGACCUGACGUGCGUCUCCCUGGGCUGGACAGCGGCAGGUCUCUCUCUGGGCCCCCAGCCCUGCUACUGCGACCAGGCAUGCAGCGCAGUGGGGGACUGCUGCCGGGAUUAUGGGAGUGCCUGUCCAGCUGUGACCUGCUCAGUGUCAGAGUGGAGUGACUGGAGUCGGUGUGUCGAGCCUUGCACUGUCACUUUUCGAGUUCGGAGGAGACAAGUCUUAAGAGAGCCAAGGAAUGGCGGUGGCCCCUGCCCCACACUGGAAGAGAGGGCUGGUUGUGUGGAAUAUUGGAGCCAUCAGGGAGUGGAGUGCCAACAGGCCCUGAUCCCAGCUCUCAUAACUACUGGGGCCUUCCGGAAUGGGAGGAAAAAGAGGGCCGUGGCUCAUGAGAGAAAGUCAGCUGGGUACUGUGUCACGUUCCAGCUUGUGACCAUCGCUGUGGCCUGCCUUCAGACAAGGGCCCCCUUCACUCAGUGGAUGAGGUACCUCACCCAAGGGCACACGGUCUGUGUGUUGUGUGAGCCGCCUGCCCUGGAUAUGAGAAGCCUUCGGUGCUAUGGGGAUGGUGAAGGAUCUAGAGGGGAUCAGCUGCUUCAGUGGCAGGCUGUUGGCAAUCCCAGCUGUAGAGGGACCUGGAAGAGAUUUCAGCAGCUGGAAGCCUGUUCCUGCCCUGCUGUCCACAGCUUCCUGUUUGUCUAGGGGGCAUGAACUUGUGCUAUCUACCUACAGAGGCCUCUGAGCUUUGGGGUGCUGGUGGAUGGUACCCUCUUCUAACCUUGCCCUCCUCAAGACUCCUCAAGCACCCCUUGUCUUACAUUCUUCCGGUCAUG
Trichosurus vulpecula (common brushtail) is the source of this 959-nucleotide messenger RNA. Its product is annotated as somatomedin-B and thrombospondin type-1 domain-containing protein-like. The coding region runs from base 28 to 828 and encodes 266 amino acids. The transcript has 5 exons. The record is from RefSeq and is a predicted model, not a curated record. NCBI's taxonomy places the organism in Eukaryota, Metazoa, Chordata, Mammalia, Diprotodontia, Phalangeridae.